Messenger RNA from Patiria miniata (bat star), 7424 nucleotides. It is a transcript of the gene aopep, whose product is annotated as aminopeptidase O-like. The record is from RefSeq and is a predicted model, not a curated record. Gene Ontology annotation, molecular function: zinc ion binding; metalloaminopeptidase activity. Gene Ontology annotation, cellular component: nucleolus. NCBI's taxonomy places the organism in Eukaryota, Metazoa, Echinodermata, Asteroidea, Valvatida, Asterinidae. The transcript is spliced from 11 exons. The coding region runs from base 204 to 2465 and encodes 753 amino acids. Gene Ontology annotation, biological process: proteolysis.
CUGGUACUCCGCACACGGCUUUCCUACAAUGACCGCUAAUUAAUUUACGAGGCAAAUAACGGUAACCAGCUAACGCCCGAACUGUCCCCCAAAAAUCUGAUGUGACGCGACCGCAGGCCCUGAUUGAUUGCGAUGACUUGUCUGUGAUUUAGACAGCUCAUCAACAAAGCUGCAAAUCGUGGUUGGACCAACUCAUCAAGACCAUGAGCAGAGCCAUGGAUCCCAACAAGGACCUUCCACUCAUGGCAAACAGCGACGUCAUCCGGGUCCGUCGGUACAUCCUGGACCUAGCAGUCCACUUCGACAUGCACACCUUCUCUGGCAGCGUCACGCUCUUCCUGGAGCAGCCACAAGACAGGAGAGACGGGGGCAGUAACCCCGGUCGACGCAACGGCCGUCGGGACAGCAAAGGCACCUACUCCACGGACUCCAAGGGCAACUUUGUGCUGAUCCUGGACAGCUGUGACAUCACGGUGGAGUCAGCCCACGAGAUCAUCACCAGCAAAUCUCCAAGGAAGGACUCCUCGUCUUCGUCACAGGGUGUCCCCCGUAAGGACAGACGUCUGCCCUCCACCUCCGGAAGCAAAUUGGAAUCAACUCAGAAUUCCUCGAGGGUCAGUCCCGAGAACGGAGACUUUCAGGAGGAGGGUUCGUCGAGUCGAGUCGGCCAGGCCCUGCAGUUCAGCGUGGAACCGUGGUGCCUCAAAGUCUGGAAGGACGGAGUGAGAAGUCCGGAAGAUUUCCCUGCGGCUGUUCUAAUCAAAUACAGCACCAAGUCCAAAGGGAGAUCUCUGAUGUGGGUAUACGACCAGGCCGGCAACGAGUGUGUCUUCACACCAGGUGCCUGGAUCAACAACCGUUCCCUGUUCCCGUGUCAGGAGCCCCCCGGAGCCUUAGCUACGUGGCAGGCUAAGAUCAGAACGCCGAAGGAGUUUGUCGUCCUGAUGAGUGGGGAUGACGAAGCAAUCACAACGCCUGAGCAAAAUGGUUUUGUGUCGCAUCGAUAUCAAAGCACCUCAAUGCCCAUGCCCUGUUCUGUCUUAGCGUUAGCCAUUGGUCAGUGGAAAUCAGUCAACAUUCCCCCAUUGCAAGGCCAGCCUCCAACCAACACGGGAGAUAGCUCUCCAUCCACACUGCCAGCACGUCUUUUCGCCCCUGCCUCCAUCCUUCAUUUCGUGGAGGCGGAGUUUGCACAACUCCUCCCCAGAUACCUAGCCGCCAGCCAUGAGGUCUUGGGUGCACAUCCCUUCCGUCGACUGGACGUCCUGGUCAUGCCCAAGUGCUUUGCCAGCCUCGGCCUUGCAAGUCCCAGCCUUGUAUUUGUAUCGCAAACCUUACUGCCCGGCGACCGUAGCUUCUGUCCCCGACUUGCCCACGAGAUCACCCACGCCUGGUUUGGUCUGCUGAUUGGAGCAGAAGACUGGACGGAAGAGUGGCUUAGCGAGGGAUUUGCAACCUUCCUGGAGGAUCCCAUACACGGCUUAGCAGAGAAGCUCUCAGAGAAACAGUUUAAGGACUGGUCCAACCUGAAGGCACUGAUCCGCUUCAAGGUCCUCCAGCAGGAGUUGAGGAACACGUCGGCCGACUUGCAGAUCAUGAGACCCAUGGCUGGCGACAACGCACUGAAUCAUGCUGGAGCGGGGAGCAAUAAACCGGCCUACGUCAAGAAUGGAUUGAAUCAGGACAAAUGGUUCCAACAGGUGCAUUACCUGAAGGGGUACUUCUUUCUUCAGCAUCUUUCACUCAAAGUUGGCUCGUCACAGUUACUGCGAUUCAUCAGAUCAUACGUCAACAAGUUCCGAGGUCAGCUAGUGCUAACGCAACAGUUCAUCAAUAUGCUGUUUGAGACGUUUCCACAACUCCAGGAUAAUGGUUUAAGCCCAGAGGUAGUGAGUUCCGAGUGGUUGGACUGUGCCGGUAUGCCAUCAGCUUUGAGAGCCGAGACUUUCAGUUGGGAUAACAGCCUGGUAAAACAGGUGGAGUCGGAGUGCAAUAGGUGGCUGGCUUUAGACAAGGCCAACCGGCACGGCGGCAAGCCACAGAAGCGUAAACACACGGGGGCGCUCUUGGCCAAACUGACGGACCCCACCAACAAGAGCUGGGCCAAGCUCAGCCCCGACCAGCUGGUCCUCCUGCUGGAGAUACUCAUCGAGAGCGGUCACCGACUGACCGCUAAGACCAUGCAGCAACUCAAGGAGACCUACGGACUGGUCAAGCAGAACGCCGAUGUCCGACACCGCUGGUGUGAGAUGGUCAUCAGGAAUCGCUUCAUGGAUGGCUACGGGGAUAUCAGGAUAUUUCUGCUAGAAGAACAGUCGAUGGGCGUGUACCUGUACGGUGAGCUGAUUGCAACGCGGGACCCCGUCCAGAGACUUGUAGCCGAGGCUUGCCUGCAGGCCGUGGAGAGCGAGAUGGAUCCGGGAUGCCUGCUCAAGGUGCAGAAGAUGCUCUUUGGCGAAACGUAAGACUCCUUACAAAUAUCACUUCGACCGUGUUUUCUUUACAAGUAGAGGGCGCUGUUCGAAAAUUAAGGCUCGUCACAAGCAUCAAUUUCGCUGUUUGUUUAUCCAUUACCAGUCCGUUGCCAUUUGGAGAUCCCGCAUUUCCGUUGCCCAUUCAAAAGCGCUGGUGAUGGCAAGUGACAAGUAUCUAUUUUGACUGUAUUUUGUUCACUAAUAGAGGGCGCUGUUCUGUUGCCAUUUUGAAGGUCACUCCGACCCGCCACCCAUCACAUGGCGCUGGCUGAUUGCUUAUUUCUUUCACAAUUUUAUUUUGAAAAAAAAAAUGCACAGUAGCUGACUACCAUGACUAAGACACUUAAGAUAUGAACACACACUGUGCACAUGCGUGUUAAACAGAGUUGAAUGUUGGUCACUCAUCAGUCAAACAUAAUCUUUUAUACAAUGUCUGAAAAAAAAUCCCCGUCAUCUGAUUGGUUCCUCCCAACCCACGGUGGGGCCGCACCACAAAAAUAGAAGUUCCAGUCCCCAGUAAGUCGAAGUUUAAUUGCAUGGUCACACUAUUACCAAUCAGAUGACGAGGAUUUAUUCAGGCGUUGUACAAAAAAAGUAAUAAAUGUUUUCACAUUCGUGCAAUGGAAAGAUUAAUUUUAUUCGGUGACAGAUGGAAUGUUCCAUUCCAUGACAAGAAGCAGAGUGGAAUGGAACAUUCCAUCUGUCACCUCAUGAAAUUAUUCUUGCCGUUGCACUUAUAAACAUUCAUUAUUUGUAUACAGUUUCAAUGAAAUUAGAGGUCUGUAGCGCAAAUAUAUAGUUUAGGUGGUUACGAGCGAAAGUAGUAGUAAACACAGUACAGAAAUAUGCACUUGUAAGACCUGGAAGUACAUCUCAGUUGAAAUAAGUUUUAAACUAUUUUUUUAUUUGCACAAAUAGCCAAAUAAAGUAUGAGUUGAUUGUCUACUCCAAAAUGACAUUGAACGGUACUGUCAACUGCAGAAGCUAAUGGAUAAAAACACGGCUGGUUUUUCGAGCAGUUAAAUCAAAGUUGCUGACCACUAUGUUGCUAUUAAGCAAAGAAUAAGGUAACCGGCCAAAAGCGCCAUACAUUGUGUUGCAGCUUCUGGCCGGUUCCCUGAAAUUUGCAUAACCGGACAACUUGAAAUGUGAUGCAUUCAGCUUAGCGGUUCUGUGCAGUUGGGACCAGUCAAAAAUCACUUGAUGUAUGUUGCUUAAACCGGUUCACGGCGUUGUUUUGCUAAGUCCCAAAACAAUUGAUCAAGCAAAUGACAAGUUGGGAGAAAAUCGCUCUACAUGUUGCCAGCUAGUAAGCAUGAUCUUCAAUAGAUUCGUUGUACAUUCUCUGCUUUUAACUUGAAAUAAAUAGUUGAUCGUUUGUUCAGUAUCUGCUUUAUUUUUUUUUAAGUUUUAAAAACUCAGUAAUUUGUGAAAUCUGUCUGAAAACACAUCUCAGCCUCCACAUAUCUUUUAUUUUUUUAAAAUUGACAAAAAUUAUUUGUGCUGAAAGCUUUGUUUGCUGUUGGACUGAUUUGAUCAUUGCUUCAGCACGGUGAAACAGUUGGUUUCUAUUUGGUACAAUUUUCUUUUUAAAUGAAUGCGCUCUUAACCCCAUAGCUCUUGAGCCGCCCCAAACUGCCCCGCCUGUUACUCCUCAUACCGCCCCAGCCCGCCCCAACACUCUAUGGUUUUGAUUCACGGAGGAGUAAAUACAAUGUAAUACAAAUUAUUACAAUUGCUAAAGGGUUAUUUUUUAAUUUUUUUUUUAAUAGGAAAAGCUGAAUGUCUAUUUGAAAUUUUAAAAAUGAAACAGGAAAUUUUAACAAACUCAAAUACAAAUUUUGAUUUUUCAUAUUCUCAAAAUUUACUUGAAGUCGACUGUCAGUAACUGAAAAAAAAUACUGGAAAGAUUCAGUUUGCUUUUAGUAAUUAUUUGCAUGGCUUGAAGAUAAUUAUUGAUGAGGUUAAUCCAAAUAUGAUUAGGUUACAAAAGAUUGCAAGAAAGGGAAGCGUUCCAUUUCAGGUGUUCUAAUUUUAGGAAAACAGUUGCCAGCUAGCGUAAAAGAAGUUAUUUUUUAAUGAAAGGCUUUCAAUAUUUAUAAGAAUUUAUUUUUUAAAUGAGACUGUCUCUCCACUAUUAAAGGACGGACGAUUUUGAAACAAAUAUUUAGAGGACGGAUAUCAGCAAUUAUUUCAAAAAGAAAAAGACAAUGUUUCAAAAAUACAAAGCAGCUAAGAUAAACAAUAAAUUUUACCGUAGUUGACAACUUCAUAGAGUUUUUAAAAUACUUUUUAAUUGAUAUUUUAGACUUUGAUGUAAACAUUUAUUUUUCUUUAUUUAUUCCUUUUUAGAUUCAGGGUUCGAGAAAGAGCCCAAUUUUUGUUAUUAUUUCAACUGCGUGUUUAGCGAUCAUAAACGAGUAUGCAUUAUUAUUUUAGGUGGAAAAUUGUAAAAUUUUAAUAGCAAGAAUAUUCAUUGAUCAGCAUCUCUGAAGCAGAUUAAUGUGUUGUGUUUCUUAACUCCAGUGAGGCUAAUCGAACCAUUAUUAGGGACUUUAGGGUUUAGCUGCAAAAUCAAUUCAUUUGUGAAUUUCCUAGAACUCCUUCUUUUUCCGUUCUUUUUUAAUUUUUUUUUUUAAAUAAAAGUAGCUUGAUUCUUAAUGUGUAAAUAACUGAAAUAUACAUGUAUGAUCUUUGAAUGAUGUGUAUCGAUGGAGGCACUAUGUAACAGUUUUUAUUUCUACCAAAAUGUAAAAUCUAACUAUUAGUAUAUCUCUCCUACACAAACUUAAAAUACACUGUACAGGUUGCUUUUUAUCCACGUUAUAUUUAGAUAAUAAUGGUCACAAGAAUGUCAGUGUAGUCCUAAAUUAUACACAUUUGGAAACUUUGUCCCUCGACUUUCUACCUUUAGAGUAGCAAUUUCUGGGUAGUUCACACCGAAGGUGAACUAAAGGACUAUUAUUUCUAAUAAUUGGUGAACCCUCCCCCGGUAAAAAACAAGCUGCCUGUUCAUUUUUCAGUCUUGAAUGAGUCCGACAAACAUGGAUAUUUGCCUGAAUAAUCUCCAGUUUGUGAGACAAAAUAAUCAAUCAUUUAACCGUCUUCCUUUGUAAAUAUGUAAAUAUUCAUUGCCCGGAAAACUGUACAUAAAACUCUGAUGAUCUUGAAUUGUAUAAGCUGCGCUCGAAUAAGACAAAAUAAGGUGUUUUUUGUUUUAGUUUUCACAUCGCAACCAAAAUUGCCAAGCAAAUUUUGGAAGCAAAUUCAUAAAUAUUGAUUGUUUCAAAAGUAUUUAUUAAUGAAGAUACGUUGCACUCGCAGUAAAACAGUAAAAUGGUCAGUUUAAUUUGAAAUGGUGUGUCUCGUGGUGUUUGGAAAAAGUUUUCAAAGAUACUUUUUUUUUAGUUGGAAUGUUACCUUGUGCUUAGUGUUUUGCAGUUUAGACCUUGUUGUGUUGGUGAUGUUGAAUUAAUAUUUUUCUUUGUUCAGAGCAAGUAAACAUGCUUAAGUCUAUGCUAAAUAACUGAAACCACAUUUCAGAGUUGGUUGACCGAAUCGAUCCUGCAUGAAACGUCUGUGGGUCUUACACCUAGAUAUGCACUUUUUUUAAACAAACAAAGAAAUUGAAAUAUUUGUGCCAGCGAUUUGUCAUGAAUGACCCGCACCUUCAUUACUUAGCUGAUAUUCUGAUGUCUUUUAAGGGCCAGGGCAUGUUUCAAAAUGCCUCCUACAUUUUGCAAUGGACCUACCCCAUGUUAGAUGUCUUUCUGUGUUACAGUGACGUUGAAAAUACUUGUGGUUUUUCAUUUCUGUAAUCGGAAAAGAAGCACAGAAUAAAAGGUACAUCAGCACCCGUUAAUGUGACAUGCAUGAUUUUUUUUUAAAAGUCAUAGCAUAUUUUACAUGUUGAACUUUGACCUUAGCAUUACAAUUCAGUUUGCUUCACUGUGGACACAAAAAGAGGGCGCUAUUUGGAGUGUAGCACCCUCCUUUUGUGUCUGCCUGAACAUAUCACGAAAAGACUAAUAAUAGACCAGUGUACAACUUUAACUAACGUUGAUCUUUUAUGUUGAGAAUUUCUUGUUGAGCUGUUAAAAUAUAAUUCAUACACUGACUUUUUUUUAAGUUGCUUUCUCCUUGCUGUUUUAGAGUUUUAUCUCAAAAAAUUGAUGUUUUUAAAAAAUUAACAAAAAGGUUGCUUCUCUGUUUAAGAGAUACAAAUUGAAAAUUUGUUAGGAGAACCAAAUCAAAUGUUAAAUAUCACAAGUAGAGGAAUUUUGUGGGAUAUUAGGAAAAAAUGCCGAUCCCAACAAGCAUUAAUUUAAAAUCUUGCAUCUAUGAGAUGAACAGUGCAAAACGUUCUUGACUAGUUUGCAUUUUAAUCCAACUUAUUACUAGUUUAACUUAUGCCAAAAAGUAGUAAUAUAAGCAGUUCUCACAUGCUAGUUAUUGUAGUAGAUGCGCGUUCACCUAGUUCCAAAUAAGUUUUUGAAUCUACUGCAUGUGUUAAAGUAUUUUUCUAUGCUAGUUUAGCAUCCAACAACGUACAGGACAAAUACUUUGCUUUUUAAGAAACUCUCAGUGUUUAUUUUUUAAACCAUUGUAUAUAGUUUACAUAAAAAAAGCUCUUUUGUAAUAAUAUAAUAAUUUAAAGUAUUCAAUUUGCCAAAGGCAUCAAAAUUAAACGAAUGAAUGACGAGAAAGAUGAAUGCAUCCAUUGUACAUUAGCCAGUAAUAUGUAUAACCAGUAUGCGAAUAAAAAAACGUGUGAUGUUAUUAUCCGUAGGUUGAUUUGGAAUCGUAGUCACAGUAUUUAGUCGUAAAAUGAUUGUGCACUUUCAACACUUGUAAAUACUAUCAAAGGCUUAGUAAAUGCAGUUGCGUUGCAUUUUUUUUUUAAUGUUUAUGUUGUCCACACGAGACUUAUUAAAACAGUCAUAUAACUAA